Messenger RNA from Cantharellus anzutake, 1386 nucleotides. RefSeq lists its product as uncharacterized. The annotation marks the transcript as partial. The record is from RefSeq and is a predicted model, not a curated record. NCBI's taxonomy places the organism in Eukaryota, Fungi, Basidiomycota, Agaricomycetes, Cantharellales, Hydnaceae. Gene Ontology annotation, molecular function: protein binding. The transcript has 2 exons.
UCCUUCAGAAUGAUGUGGAAAUUCGCCAAGUAUUUUGCUUACGGCUCGACCUGCCUCGCUGUGACGCUAUACAUAUCAUGGAGAGGUGUCCAUCAGUGGGUUGAACGCUACGAGCUUGCUUCUUCACCCCACUCUCAGGAUCCUUACGAAUGGGACAAGGAAGGUGUUCGGUGGACGGGACAAGGCCAGAAAGGAGGGACAGACCCAAGACUAGGAUGGAGAGGAAGGAGUCUCGUUCGAGGAGCUUGGAUGGCUCUGAAUUGGGGUUCAGGCCUGGAUUCAGGUGUCAUAGACGCAACAUCCACUAAUCCAGAUGCCCCAAUUUUUGACAGGCGUCUUGCUACAGCACUUUAUCAAAUAUCCACAGCCGUUCGAAUUGCGAAGGGUAUCCCAGUGCUCAAUCGCUCGGAUGGGACAAUGGAUCCAACCAUGCUCGAUCUUCGUACUAUUGAAGCGGGGGUGUUGGAGCGUAUAGGGAGAGAUGAUACGCUCGAAGCUGCGAAAGCGGCAUAUGAAGAACUUCAGAGCGCUUAUAUGGCUGAGAAGAGAGUUCCUGAAGCCGCACGCACCGCUGUAAAAAUUGGUGACGUUACAGCUCGACUUGGUGACGUGGAGGAGGCUCUCACUUGGUGGAAAAAUGCGCUCGAGCUCUCUGGACAUUCCUAUCCAGUGUCAACAGACUCUACUUCUACUUCUGCCACGCCUUACGUCCAGAGGACCCUCACCUCCGCCAUAAUAUCCCUAUCAGGCUACCUCUCGGCCACACGAGACCUCCAAAACGCUCUUGCGCUCCAAGUCAGAGCACUCAACAUCCUCCCACAUUUCCUCUCGCCAUUCAACACACCUAUGUCACCAGCUACCAUUGACCAAGUCCUACAUGAGCUUCACUUAACACAUCGCGCAGCUGUAAUUCAAACACAUCUGGCAGAAGUUCUGUAUGCUUUGCGAACCCCUUCCUCCACUGGUUUCUUCACUAGAUCGAAGGAUUCAGGUUCAUCUGCACCAAUAACCACCCCACUUGCACUCCUUCAGAAUGCCGCUUCAAAAAUAGAACAUAUCAUCCAAGUCCUGACCUCUCCAACUUCCAAUCUUAAAUCCCUACCUCCCUUGAAGCCAUCUUCCCUCCCACUCCUUCCCAUUUUCUCCACCUCCCGCUCCCUAGCCUACCCUUCCACCACGCUCCUCCGCCAAUCUAAACGCUCAACCACGUAUGCCCUAAACCUUACAGCCCUGCUCCUCGAAGAACUCCACAAAUACGAGGAGAGUCUAGAGGAUUUCGAACGGGCGUUAGCUUGGGCGGGUGGAGUGGAAGGGUACGAUGAAGAAGUUCUCGAGAGGGAAUGGAAAAGUGUUUGGAAAGGGUACGUCAGAGUUAGAGAAAGGGUU